AUGGCCACGUCUUCUGAUUCUUUUGACUCAGAGGAUGAAUUAGACAAUGAAAUGUGCAUCGGUGGUUAUAGAGGAGACAUUGUUGGAAUCCGCUACUAUCGUGGUACAGUGAACAACAACGAAAUGGUUUCACUUGUGCGCGAACCGCGCAACCCCUAUGACAGAAAUGCUGUCCGAGUUAACAAUGUCUAUGGCAUACAAGUAGGGCAUAUAAAGAAAGAGUUAGCUCUAGCUCUGGCUGAUGUGAUUGAUAGCAAAUUGGUCAGAGUAGAAGGGUGAGUUUGCACUGUGAUCCACAGUACACAAAAUUUGACGCAUCACUUAACGUCUGCAGUGCGUUUAUGUUGGUGUCCACGCCACACUGUUCAAAUGCCUUGUUUACAACUGAUGCAUAUUCGUGUAGCUUUACUCGGCGAUAUCAAACCCUUUUUUUUGUAGGUGUUGUAUGGAUAUUGUGAGGAUCUUGCUGAGAUCCGCUCUGGGAAAUAAAUUUUUUCAAAGCGAGACAAAAUUAAUUUUGUGAUCGUAUGUGUAGCUCAUAUUUAUAUGAAAAGCUGGGUAAAAUUUCCGCACAGCCCCAUACUACAAUAUGUAUUCAGUUCUUGGAUAGAGAAAACAAUGACAAAAACAAUACAUUGCCAUGGGAAAACAGAUUUGUUUUACAAUAGUAUGGGGCUGUGCGGAAAUUUUACUGAGAAGCUGAUUACACGUGCAUUUUGAUUGGUUCUCUCUAACCCUCUACACCCUAACAUCAGUGUGCAUAUUCUCCAUACUGUUCUUUAUACAUUUCCAAAGGUCUUAAUAAAGAGAAUAUGUGUAAAAAUCAACAGCUUUUUUUAGUUGAUGAUUAUUUUUGUUAUACUCAUGACCUUGAUGUGUGAUACCGGAGGUGCUAUUGUUUGGGGAAAUUAGAUGCUUGUCACUGUUGGAGGUCAAGGGGGGCAUAAGUGAGGUCACUAUUGACACUUUUUUGCCUUUUCAUCAAGAAAAAUGGACAGAUUCCAUCUGUGCAGUUUUAGAUUACAGAAAAUGUCAAAAAUUGGUAAGAACAUCAAUGACACACUCAGCUGUGCCUGGUGUACCACUUUGUUGUUCUUGCUGCAUUUUGAUGUCAUCUGUGAUCUGUUAGUAUGCAGGGAAACAUGAAAUCUAUUUUUUGGUUAGAUCCCUUCUUGGUUAUAAAGGCUUGAAUAUUUGUAAGCUUUCUUACAAAUAGUUUUAAUUUUUGCUGCCAACAGUUGUACAUAUAUGAUUUUAAAGUUAACUGAUUUUUGAUCCCUAAAAACUCCCUAAUUUGCCAGUGUUGUUCCCUUUGGAAAAAACAACAUUUAUACUAUGCCUUGUGACAUUGCAUUUUGGGGGAAACCAGAAAAUGAGCAAGAGGUUAUCCAGAGAAUGCGUCAGCAUGGGUACAUUUUGAAGACAUGUAGAGAGCCAGUACCACAGAGAGGUGGAGUCCCUAGACUUGACCUUCACUCAUGGAUAGGAACUGGUAGACCUCCUUCUAUGAGAAUCUCCCAGGAUCAGGUGACAAAUAUCUUAAUAAACUUUUAACAAUCCUGUGAUUGCUUUUGCAAUUUUUCUCUUGAUUGAGAUUAUGAUUUUGAACACAAGAGAAAAGAUAUUAAGUAAUAUCAAACUGGUUUUAAAAAAUCCAGACAAAGAAAAAAAGAUUGAAUUGUAACAUAUGAAUCAUUCAGUGCUAUUGCUUCUGCUCUUCAACAAGUACAGGGACCCUCUUGUUUUUGUUUAAACAUUUUAAGUAAGCUCUUUUCAGUUGAAAAAAGAGUAGAACAGUAUAAAGCUCAGGUGUCAAGGGCAACCAACUUUUGUCUUUGGGUGACUAAUAGAAUUUUGCUAAUAUGAAAGCUUUUAAGAGCUUGGCACUCCCAAUAUCUGAGACCAUAGUCUUGACACAUUCUGAGGUUGCUACAUUUGACAACAGAGGCAAAUUACAGAUUCAUUUUCAGAGAAAUGACCUUCAACAGAAAAAUUUCAUGUCAAGCUAACUUUAUAAAUGGACCAAAGUUUUCAAGUUCAUAUACAAUUAUAUCAUUCCUUUACUUGCCUUUGUAUUAGUAUUUUAGAUGUUAGUAAAAGUGUGUUAAAUUUUUUUUUUUUAAGAAUUCAUAGUGUAUAAGACUUAAUGGUCUUUGUUGUUGUCUUGGUUUCUUCUAGAUGACCAGAGAAUUGGACAAGCUAUUCGAAAAGCUUGGGAAGGAGGGCAAGCUGGAAUCUGUGGAACCUGCUGAGGUAUAAUAAUAGGCCUUACAGUGUUUAUAAUACAGUAAAAACCUGUAUAAAAGAACACAAGUUUUAGACUGGGGUUCAGGGGGUUCAGGCUGAUUUUGUUCUUAUAUAUAUUAUUAGGUUUUUUUCUGCAAAAUUAGCCUGAAAAUGUUCUUAAGGUGUUCUUAAAAAUUGCUUCUUAAAAUUAAUUACUGCACAGACUACCAACAGAUGAAAUCAAUGUGCAAACGUAACAUUUUAAUUAAUUAAUGGAUGGAACUAACCUUAACUGCAUUAAUCAAGGCAAUGUAAUACAUUGAAGGAGGGCUAACAGAUCUGAUGUUAACCAACUCGAAACUCAGCAAUAUUCAGGCAAAUUCAAAAUGCACCAGCUCCCCUUCCCUCUUUCCAGUACUUUACCUUUAAAGUACUGUACCCUUGUACUGUACACUAGUUGAUUAUCCUAAUCUAACUGGCAGCCAAUUUUCUUCUACAAGAACAAUUUUCAUUUUUCAGGUUGAAUGUGUUCUUAAGUAUAUGUUACUUUUUAGACCAAAUUUCAUCCUGAGUGUUCUUAAUCCACUUGUUCUCUUAUGUGGGCUUUUACUGUAUUACCAGUAUUUUGAAUUGAUUUUUAAUUUGUGUAAUGGUAAAUUGAAGCUUUAGUACCAAAUUUAACUUUGUUCUUCUGCCUUAUUUGCUAGCACUGCAAAUUAUUUGAUGUACAUGUGUACUUAAUAUUACAAUGAACAGAGAAUGGUUUUUCCUUCAAAGCUAAACUGGGGAAAUUUUUUAGGCCAUAAAAUCUGUGUUAUUCCCGCAUCAGAAGCAAGCUCUGGCUUGGAUGAUUGCUCGAGAGAAUUGCAAAGAUCUUCUGCCCUUCUGGAAAGAAAGAACUGUUGGGGGCAGGAAAGAAUAUUUCAAUACAGCCACUAACUAUGCAACAGGAACACGGCCCAAAUGUGUGCUUGGAGGGAUUCUAGCUGAUGAUAUGGGACUUGGGAAGACUCUGGAAGUCAUUUCACUUAUUGUCACAAAUUUUUAUGAUGGAAAACCACUGGUUACUUUGGCAAAUAGGAAACCCACUGUGACAAAUGCAUCCAAGGUGAUUAUGCGAAUAUGUCAUAAUAUUAAGAAAAUUCAGAGUUUUAGGUUAUUGCAACUUUCCUUAGUUGCUACACCUGUGAACUCACUUGAAAAGUGCAUUGAAAAGUGCAUUGAAAAGUUUCAAACUAAACCUAUCAAUAGUUUAUCACCUAGCAAUUUUAACACCUAAGCAAUCUUUUCUGGACUUGUACUGAGUUAGUGAUAAUGAGUUAAUUUGUGACUGGCUGCUCGAGGCAAACAGAUAGAGGCAAUUGGAACUUUGGAAGAGGUGAAGAAAAACUAGAUGGCCCCAAAUUCAGAAAUUCUGCUUCCCCUCCAUUGCGACAGGAAGUCUAAAACAUGGGCUAUUUAUAUGUGUACCAUCUUUUGACAGCAAAGGAUACAAUUAAAAAAAGGAACAAGGCAAAGGGUAAAGGGAAAGAGGAGGAAUGAAGAAGAAUUUCUGAAAGAUGAGUAUGAUGAGGAAAUUGUUGAGGUCAUGGAUAAGGAUAACGGUGAAAUUGCUGAAGAAGAUGAUAAGGAUGAUGAUGAAGAAUACUUAGUUGAUGUGCCAUUUAACAUGGCCAGUAAAGAAGAUCCGAACUUCAGUCCUGGUAUAGAUUCUUUGAAGAAGGCUUGUAGCUCUCAACCAAUCAGGAGAUCAUCAAGGUGAGUACUUUCUUCAUAUCAACCCCUCCACUCACAAGAUCUCAAUAGUGAUUCUCUCCACUGGCUAUAAAAUUCUUAUGACAUUAGUUCAAAUAAUUUAGUAUAGGAUCAGCUAAUAAUCCUCUAGGUGAUAUUUUCCUUCAUUCUCAUUACUUGUCCUGCUUGAUAUUGCAUUGAUAUUGUAAAGAGAAUUUCUGUCCUGGUCACUCAUAAAAGUUAAACAAUUAAUCCUUUCACUCCCAAGAUCAAUCAGAAGUAAUACUCCUUACUGUCUGCUAUACAAUUCUUAUGAUGUUAGUUUGGAGAAUUUGAUAUUGGAUCAGCUAAUAACCCCUAAUUUAUACUUUCCUCUAUUCUCAUCACUUGUGUGCUUGAUAUUGUAUGAAUGAUGAAAGGAGAAAUUCUGUCUUGGUCACUCAUAGAAACAGUUAACCCUUUAACUCCUAAGAUUUCAUUUAGUAACUCUUUUUACUGUCUGCUUUACAAUUCAGGUGAUGCUAGUUUGGAGAAUUUGGAAUUUGAUUAACCAAUAAUCCCCCAAUUAAUAUUUUUUCUUUAUUCUCAUUAUUUGUCUGCUUGAUGUCAUACUGAUAGUGUAAGGUGAAAUUCUGCCUAGAUCACUAGUGGGACUUAAAGGGUUAAUGGAUUUUAGUGGCUCCUUCCUAUACCUUUCACUACAUUGCAUAGUAAUUUAUUAUUGUGAUAAUUUAUUAACACGGAUGUGGAUUGUUGCCGAUGGUGUACAGGGUAGUGAGGAAUCUGGAAAGAUCAGCAGUAUUUUAAAAUCAGUUUACUGUGAGGAUGUUCAUUAACUUUAGCUGUAAUGUUCUUAUUUCCAGCCACUUUGUGAAGAUCAAUUUGUCAUUUGUUAUUGCCAAAUUUAUGUUAAAUAAGUAAUUUUAUUAAUAUCAAGAACCAACAAGAGACCAGUGCGGUAUGUUGAAGCUGAAGUGUCCAGUGAGGAAGAGGACAGUGAUGCUUUGCAGGUUGCCCAAGAUACAAGCAGUGACAUAGACAAGGCUGCACCAAUUCCCUCUUCAGGAAAGAAACCAAGAAAAGUUUUAAAUGAAGAUGAAAAGAUGGAAUACACUCAUACCAAAGAAGAUCAAACAAUACCAAAAAGCAGCAGGAAAAAAACAGCCGGGAAAGAUGCCAAGAAAAAGGUGAAGAGUAACAAGAAAGCAGGGAAAAAAGGUGAAUGAGUCAGCAGGAAGGUUAAUAUUUUAUGAAAAUGAAAUAUAAAUAAUUACAGAUAAGAUUACAAAUGAAAGUGAAAUGGAGGUUAAACUAUAUCACAGGUAUUUGAAAUGACUUAAAGGAAUUGGCUUUUAAAGGUUAAUGUACUGUUACUCCUUCAUAGAGACUUAAGGCCUGCCAAUAUUACAAGAGCAUAUCAGAGAAGGUCAAAGUCUGUUGGAAUUUAUUUACAAUGCAAAUUGUUACUGACAUCAUUUCCUAAACUGACUGGUGUCACUGACAAAAUGAAUGUAUAUUCAUUUGUCUAAUAACCAAGAUGACUUGACACACCAACCUCAGAGCCAGACAUCAUGCAUAGACAUGCAGUUCCUGUCGGCACUGAAAGAAAAUACUGUUCAAUGUCAAGAUGAGCUACCAUGUUAUAUUUGUGCUUCUGAAAUAUUUACACUUAUUUAGUUCAAAAUAUGCCAAGAACGGUGACUGAUGUGGACCAAACUAUUGCUACAAUCAACAAUCCUCCCCUACCAUCUCUUCCACAAGAUUUGGCAUCAACCUCUAAAGAGAAACCAACAGGUUUGUUUUUAAAGAUGUCUACUCUCAUUAUGAGCUUACAGGAUAAUGUAUUGAUAUUGUGGGGAGAGGUACCAACAAUACUUGUUGAUAACUCUAACAGAUGGUUGCACUUUUGUCAGCUUUAAGUACAUGUAGCAGUGUUGUGCAGCAGUUUCCAGCAGUGUCACCUGAUCCUGCUGUGGCAGGGUCGACAAAGUUGAGCAGACAAGAGACUGCAAAGAUGGGACCAAGACCAACUUUGGUUAUCUGCCCAUUGUCUGUGCUAAGCAACUGGCAGGUAUUCAUACUUUCUGUGCCUUUGCCGCUAAGGGAUAAUUAUGAUAUGCAGUGAAGCCUUUCAUUAUCUCAAACCACUGCAAUGUAAAAUAAGCUGUGAUACCUAGACAAAGAUGUGGCAGCUUCCCCACUUGGAAUCAAAAGCUAGACUAAAAUUAUUUGAAACGACAGGAUUGCAUAUUAUUACUUUGGGCUUAUGUUUUUCGAGAGAUAAUUAACCACAAAAAAAAUUUCAAUGUUUUCUGAAUCAAAAUUGGGAACCUCCCCCUUCAUGAAAAUCUCUGGAUCCGCCUCUGUUGCUAAACGUAUACUAAAGAUGAAGCUUAACAAUUGGUGCAUUGUUCUAUCUUCAGUAUCAGUUUGACAAUCAUGUCCAUGUGGGACUGUUGAAUGUGUAUACUUACUAUGGCUCUGAGCGCACAAAGGAUCAAAACUUGCUAGCUGAACAAGAUGUUGUUCUAACUACCUACCAGACGUUAUCUUCUGAAUUCUCCAAGGUAACAUAUUCUUUUCAGUAGCUGCACAAUUAGUGCAGUGGGAUAAGAGCUUGUGCUCUCAUCAUCUUCCAGUUACAUUUUCAGUUGUGAUCCUACCCAGCCUUGUUUGUAAAAACUCACGUAUUUUCACUUCAUUUCACAGAAAACGUCUGCGCUUAUUGACACACUAUGGCUCAGAGUUGUUCUCGACGAAGGGCAUGUGAUCAGGAACCCCAAUGCCUUGAUGUCAAAAGCAGUCCUUGCCCUGAAGAGUGAACGCCGAUGGGUUAUAACAGGGACGCCAAUCCAGAACUCUGUGAAGGACAUGUUCUCAAUUAUAAGCUUUCUAAAGCUGGAGCCAUUCACAGACAGACAGUGGUGGAGACGAACAAUGGAGAGACCGAUCAGUGAAGGUGAUCAGAGUGCGUUGAGGUAUUGAAAAAACGCGGAACGUUUUAUUGCGACUAUUCAAUGUUUUUUUGGAUGCGAGUUAUGUCGAAAAUAGGGCGGUGGCUUACUGAUGUAGUUCCCGAAAAAUGACGUGGUACAGCAAAUAUCGAUCAUCAGGCUACUGUUUUGCGAGAGCGCAAUCGGAUGAAAACAACCGUUUCUCGAGUAAAAGUUGAAAAGAAAACGGAAGCCAAAUAGAUCAAAUCAAACCACGCAAAUUUUAUUUUGGUUUCUGGGAAGUUUACUUGUAUACCUCAAUUUCCUGUUCUCGGGGUAGUUUUCUUGACGGGUGUUCAAACAUUUGGCAUUUGGGCACGUGUGGUUCGGAUCUUACGUCGAAGAACCUACACUAAAGCAAUCGCGAAAGAUCAGUUAGAAACAUCGUUCACGUGCUCACUAAAAGACCAGGGUAUGGAACUCACGAUGAUGUGGUGUUGCCUUGUUUCCUAAAUCUUGGGCAUCUGCAAAAAUUUUCUACCCUUUGUAAACUGCUUCUUGAAGUCUAAUCAAAGACCUCUGCACAGUGUCUUAGAGCGCAUCAGAACAUCGGGAAAUGCACAAUCGAAAAUCCAUAUUUUCAAACUUUUUUGUUUUUUGUUGAAAGCCGGUUGCAGUCACUAAUGGGAAGUAUUGCACUGAGGCGCACUAAGACACAACAAGUGAAUGGAAAACCGCUGGUGGAACUACCAGACAGACAAGUGUUUGUGCAGCCUGUGGAGUUAUCACUUGAGGAGAGAAAGCUGUACGAUUCCAUGGCUAGAGAGGGAAAACUUGUUAUUGGCAAGUAAGUGGCUUAAAAAUUGUAGACUUUUCGUGGAUUACUGUUCAUUUGUGAACGUGAAUGAACUGUGUACCAGCGCCCUACCAUAAGGAGACUGGGUUAAGGUUCGUAAUGAUUGCGAAGGUUUGUGAGCGAAUUAAGAAGAACUGUUAAACUUCCAUCUCCUAUAGUUAUCCAGCAGCGCCAUUAUAAUUUUGUCCCACUGGUGCUCGCAGUUGGAGUUUGAACACAGAACUGAUUUCAACCGAAGUCUUUACUAUUAUUAUGUUUUUCUAGAUAUUUCAGGACUGGAAAUGUACUUCAGAAUUAUGCUGAUGUGUUGGCGAUUCUUAUGCGGCUCAGACAGCUUUGUUGUCACCCUAAGCUUUGCGCUACAGCGCCUGCGCUGACCUCAAAAGAAGGUAAGCACCGUGAUUCUCAAGUGUCCUAGAACUUGUAUCAUGAACUUGAACCUCCGUUUAUAUUACUGGCAGCAUGUAGAUUCUGUGAAACAUAAUCGGUACUUGAGUAGUUAUGUGCGUUACUAAGAAGCGCAUGAACCAUCAUUGUUUUCAAUGUUUACAGAAGGUCGAGGAUUAAGUCUGCAUACAACACUGACUCCGGUUUCCUCAAGAUUAACAACUUAAUCCUGAAGAGUGAUUGGGAUCUAAUUUCUCCUUAUAGUAUCGCUGCUGCGUCAAACAUUAUGGUCAUGGGAAUAAGGAAGAUGAUCGCAAACUUAAGAAGUUCAUGAUUGUCAAACAAAUUCUCCUUGUCGGUGCCUUAGAAAAUGUCUAAAGAGCAGUCUGAAGAAUAAACAUAUUGAGUAAGGGUGAAAGGGUUAAGCGACCAGGAGUGUUGCUACUCCUCGUGGAUGAGAUGCUAGUUUAUUGCGGGAUAACCCCCUUUACCCGCCCCCCCCCCCCAGCAUUCCGCUUGUUUCCGCUAGUUUCCCUCUGGUGCCCCUUCAUAACCCCCGGCAGAGUUAUGCACUGCUAUAGUUGCGUCUUUUCCAAUCACUCUGACCUACUUGUUGCAUCCUCAAGGCUGCUCCACACCGGAGGAACUCCGCCAGAAGCUGGUAUCCACCCUUGUCACUCUCCUGAGCUCAGGGGCUGAUGAGGAGUGUCCCGUGUGUCUGGACUCACUCUCAACCCCAGUGAUAACCCACUGUGCCCAUGUCUUUUGCCGGCGAUGCAUAGAAGAUGUGAUCAAGACGACAGCCGUGAACCCUCGUUGUCCUCUUUGCCGCGGUAACAUUAGCCAGGAUGUGUUGGUAGAAGUCCCACCCGAGACAGAGGAUGCAGAUGAAAUUGACGGGUCUGAAGAGUGGCACUCCAGUUCAAAGGUUUCAUAACGCCUUUGUCAUUUGCCAAGCUUAUUCGCACAAGAUGACGGAAGAAGGGCCAUGAUAUAUACGUUUUUCAUUUUUCUCGUUUUCACGGGCCUUACCUUUGUCUCUGUUCAUAAACUCGACUCUGACAAUAAUUCGGCCAUCUUCAUAGAGCAAGUUUAUCAGUAAAGGAUUUAUUAUGUGGCCAAAAGAUCACACUUAAGUAUUUGCUAUUUUACUUUUUGCUUUUAACCAUUGUUUGGACUCCCCUAAAGACCCAAGUUUUUAGUGUUUUGUGACUCCAUUGCUGUAUAAACAGCCGGAAAACUUCUCUCUCCUCCAAGAGGGCAAAUCGUACAACAGAAUUUGAUUCAUCUUACCCACUCUCGCAGUUUUCUACAUGGUAUGUGUUUGUUUCAUUCAGAUUGACACACUGAUGUCUCUCCUGACAAAGCUCAGAAAAGAAGAUCCCUCAGUGAAAAGUCUGGUCAUCUCUCAGUUCACGUCCCUGCUAAACAUCGUCGAGACGCCACUGAAAGCAGAAGGGUUUAACUUUGUUCGAUUGGAUGGCAAGAUGUCGCAGAAGAAAAGAUCUGAAGUGAUAGAAUUAUUUGAUGACCGAGGUCCUGACUCACCUACAGUGAUGCUGCUGUCGCUGAAGGCUGGAGGUGUUGGACUGAACCUGACGGCAGCUUCCAGAGUUUUCCUUCUUGACCCUGUAUGUUGACCCUUUAAACUCAGUAUUUGAUCAGUAAUUCUCCUUCUCACUGCUGUGAAGUUCUUACUAGUAAUGAUAGUAAUGACAAUAAUCAUAACAAUAAUCGUAAUAAUAAUAAUAAUCAUAAUAGUAAUCACAAUAGUCAUCAUCAUCAUUAUCAUCAUCAUUUAUAUAGCACUUUUUCCUUAAAAGUCCAAAAGCGCUUUACACAGUGUGCGUAGUAAAAUAAAAUUAUAAAGCUUAAGACAAAAUUUAUAAGCACAUCAGUAGCAUAAAAUUAAAUGUAAAAUAUUGAAAUACAAUUAGUAGCUAUAAAAAAUUGUCAUACGCCUGUCGAAAAAGAUGCGUUUUUCAACUGUUUUUGAUAAAUUAGUGUAGGGAAGUUGGUGUUGUAUCAAGGUAACACUACCCAGCUGAUAUGCGUGUCUGGUUACAUUGGCUGUUUGGUGGAUAAAUUUUACACUAGUUUUCCGGUGUUCUAUUGCAUUUUUUUUUCCACCUGAGAAUUUGUGUUUUCUCUAUGCCGUGCAUGACAUUGAAGGAACAAAACGUUUUAUUGAGAUACAAACGAAUGUCAGUGUCGAUAAUUCUACUUCUAUCCCUGGCACUCCCUACCUACUUGAAUACCUGGCUAAGUUGAAUUCUUAUCAAUGUUCAGGCUUGGAAUCCUGCAGCUGAGGAUCAGUGUUUCGACAGAUGCCACAGAUUAGGACAGACCGAGGAUGUUAUAGUAACUAAGGUAAAUGAAGAGGCUACUUUGUCGGUUAGUUAUUCAGUUUGUCUUUCAGGGCAGUAAGAGAGUCUGGCUGUCUAUCAGUAUGAACAAAAAUCUAAGACGUUACUCUGAUUUAGAAAUCUACCACUUGCGAGAUUAUCUCCUGAAGAUAGGAAUAGCCGAAAAAGCAGUCUUUUUUUUUUUGUUAACCCAAGCUGGAGAAUGGUGAACCAAGCGAGGACAUGGAGUAAAAGCGAGCUAAAUAAGCGUUGAGAUGGUCGGAGACUGCCUUAUCCAUAGUCCGAGGCAAUCAUCUAAGAAUUGUUAGUCCUUAGAAAAGUAAGGGGGGGAAGGGGGUUAACAGAGUUAUGGGAAGGAGAGAAAAGGCCGUAUUAAAUACUUUUCCUUCCACCUUCUUCCACUCGCACUCUGCGCUUUGCCGUGAGCAUCUCAAAUUUGUCAGCAUGCUCUCUCUGCAAACUUAUCUCCUCCUCCUCGCCGUUGUAAAGUGUUUACCCCAUUUAGCUCGGAAAACCUCUGGAGGGGGCGGAUUGAAGGAACCGCUCUUAUCAUUUGCUGGAUUUUCUUCUAUUCUUCCGAGCAACUUCCGGUUGGCUAGAAAGACACAAAAAAGACUGCCACACAGGCUCGUGAUUAAGUAGUUUCCAUAAUAUUGUCCAUGUUGUGACAAAUGUAAAUCCCUCUUAAUAACAAACAUCUAACGCACUCUCUUGUUUAUGUUAUGUCUUCAAGUUCGUUGUGAAAGACUCUGUGGAAGAACGUAUGCUUGAACUUCAGAAGAAAAAGAGGGAAUUGAUGGCAGGAGCGUUUAAUACCAAAUCAACUGCAGAAGAUAGACGACAACAGAGAAUUCGAGACGUUAGAACACUCAUGGACUUUUAGACUUGACCUGUUCUUUUUAGAUAUUCAUAUCUCUCGUCUUCAUUACGGCCUUACCAUUACUGGUUUACACCUUUGAUAAGAUGAAAAAUCACAUGGAUGGGAUGAGAUAUAAAAACAUUUUCUCUCGUAUGGCACUACGCCUUAGUUAUUUUGUUUUGUUGUUUAACGUCUAAGUAUUCUGUAGCUUGAACCCUACCCAGGUUUGAACCGAACAGAUGAGUCGCCUCGAGUGGAUUUGAGAAGAAUCGUGUUUGUGUUUGACCGAGCAGUACACUUUAACAUAUUUAUUUUACUACAGCUUUUCCUGAAACAAAUUUUCAAGGGUGAAUUAGGUUCAAAUUGUCAGGGACGGACCUACGUAUUUUUUGACUGGGGUUGAAAUUUUGAUCUCGAAGUUACUUUUGAAACUUUGUUUCGUGAAUGGAUUGGCUUGUAGCCUUGCUUAAGGAAAAUCUGGUUUUAAAUCUUCCGCUCGUUCUUGUUACAUUUUAAAGGGUAUGAGAAAUAAUAUUUUGCUUCCGAGUGCCUUUUUCUGUCGGUUAGUUAAUCUGACCAAAGUUUCAGUUGAUUUAAAAAAAUAUACGUAUUUUGAUCGUUGUUAAAAAGUUUUGUGAUCGACUAGAGAUGUAAAGAAAUUUUUUCUAUCUUAUAGAAUAUGAUAUUUGCAAAAGUGUCCAGCAUCGACUUGAUAUGCUCUUUAUUUCACCGAAUUCAUAGUGGUCACAUCAGACUUAGUAUAAAAAUUUAUGAAAUAAGAAAUGUUAUUGAUAC
Messenger RNA from Pocillopora meandrina, 12156 nucleotides. The record is from the annotation of a GenBank genome assembly. NCBI's taxonomy places the organism in Eukaryota, Metazoa, Cnidaria, Anthozoa, Scleractinia, Pocilloporidae.